Messenger RNA from Trachemys scripta elegans, 793 nucleotides. RefSeq names its product immunoglobulin epsilon heavy chain-like. Gene Ontology annotation, molecular function: immunoglobulin receptor binding; antigen binding. The record is from RefSeq and is a predicted model, not a curated record. Lineage: Eukaryota; Metazoa; Chordata; Testudines; Emydidae. Gene Ontology annotation, cellular component: immunoglobulin complex, circulating; external side of plasma membrane; blood microparticle. The transcript is spliced from 3 exons. Gene Ontology annotation, biological process: defense response to bacterium; complement activation, classical pathway; B cell receptor signaling pathway.
GCAGCCAGACAGUUUACGGUUGUUGCACCACACAAGGUGGUUGGGUAGAAUUAAAAUGACAUGUCUGGGGUUCCUUGUCCUUUUGGCAGCGUUAUCGGGUGUCAGCUCCCAGAUCCAGCUGACCCAGUCUGGAGCAGAAAUCAAGAAGCCUGGAGAGUCUGUGAAGGUGACGUGUAAAACCUCCGGCUACACCUUUACCAGCUAUUACAUUAACUGGGUACGGCAGGCACCCGGGAAAGGACUGGAGUAGAUCGGAUAUAUCUAUCCCGGUAGCGGUAGCACUGACUAUGCCCAGGCCUUCCAGGGGCACUUCACCAUCACCAGGGACACCUCCAUAAGCACGGCCUAUCUACAGCUGGGCAGCCUGAGAACCGAUGACACAGCCACGUAUUACUGUGCUAGGCACACAGUGACACAAACCACAUCUACAGCCAUUCAAAAACCCUCAGUGUCCGGUGUGAUGUGGAGCUGGUGGAGUCUGGUGGACGACUCAAAAAAACCAGGAGAGUCCCUAAAACUCUCCUGCAAAGCCUCUGGGUUCACUUUCAGCAGCUCCUGGAUGAGCUGGGUGCGUCAGGCUCCCGGGAAAGGGCUGCAGUGGGUAGCCUUGAUUAGGUCUGAUUCAGGAGAAAUCUACUAUACAGACUGGGUCAAAGAGCGAUUCACCAUCUCCAGGGACAAUCCCAACAACCUGCUGUAUCUGCAAAUGACCGGCCUGAAGACUGAAGACACUGCCUUGUAUUACUGUGCGAGAGGCACAGUGAGAAGAAAUCCACUCACAGACAUGCAAUAA